Corythoichthys intestinalis (scribbled pipefish) is the source of this 6629-nucleotide messenger RNA. RefSeq names its product activin A receptor, type 1 like (gene acvr1l). NCBI's taxonomy places the organism in Eukaryota, Metazoa, Chordata, Actinopteri, Syngnathiformes, Syngnathidae. Gene Ontology annotation, cellular component: plasma membrane; BMP receptor complex. The record is from RefSeq and is a predicted model, not a curated record. Gene Ontology annotation, molecular function: ATP binding; transmembrane receptor protein serine/threonine kinase activity. Gene Ontology annotation, biological process: protein phosphorylation; cellular response to growth factor stimulus; transforming growth factor beta receptor signaling pathway. Bases 163 to 1692 code for a protein of 509 amino acids. The transcript is spliced from 10 exons.
GUGACAUCGGACGGAAACGAAAACAAGCUAGAGAGUGGGCUGUGUGCCCGACAAAGGGUUCAUUUUGGGACAAAAAUGGUAUUUCAACUCCAAAUAAGGACACCGACGUGACCGACAUGAUGAUGUAGAAUCUGUCGUUCGCCUGUGCAAGUGCCGUGAACCAUGACUGUGAGGAGAGUCCACAUCCGCCUACUGGUGCUGCUCCUCUACCUCUGGGCCAGACCCGCGUCAACUGAGAGCUCAGAGGGUCAGCUGCUGUGCCUGUGCGACAGUCCCAAGUGCCAGCAGGAGCAGUGUCGCGGCACGCGCUGCUUCUCGUCGGUGCGGGUUGGCUCCAACGGAGUGGUUUUCGAACGUGGCUGCCUGGAGGGUCCCAAGAAGACCCGCCUGCACUGCUCCACGGCGCCCUCCUCCCACCAGGCUAUCCGCUGCUGCUCACGCAACCUGUGCAACCGCAACACCACCAGAAGUGCUGUCAUGGCCUUGCUGCCUUCAGCUCCGCAGGGUGAGCCGGUUGGUUAUGGGGCCGGCAAGCUGGCUCUCCUGGCGCUGGGCCCGGUGGCGGCGCUCGCGUUGCUGUUGGCGGCGGCGGCACUGGCGUGCGGGAGGCUCCGCCGCGGACGCCCGCGCAGGCUUCAGGAGUUCGACACCGAACAGGGCGCCGCGGACGGCCUCGUCAGAGCCAACGUGGGAGACGGCACUUUAGCCGACCUGCUGGACCACUCGUGUACUUCAGGAAGUGGCUCAGGCCUUCCUUUCCUGGUUCAGAGGACUGUUGCUAGACAGAUUAGUCUAAUGGAGUGUGUAGGCAAAGGCCGCUACGGCGAGGUGUGGCGUGGCCAGUGGCAGGGCGAGAACGUGGCAGUCAAGAUCUUCUCCUCCCGGGAUGAAAAGUCCUGGUUCCGAGAGACGGAGAUCUACAACACCGUGCUCCUGAGACACGAAAAUAUUCUCGGCUUCAUGGCCUCCGACAUGACGUCGCGCAACUCCAGCACGCAACUGUGGCUGAUCACGCACUACCACGAGAACGGCUCUCUGUACGACUACCUUCAGCGCGUGGCCGUGGAGACGCGCGAGGGCCUGGCCAUGGCGGCGUCGGCAGCCAGCGGCCUGGUGCACCUACACGCCGAGAUCUUGGGCACAGAGGGGAAACCGGCCAUCGCGCACCGCGACUUGAAAAGCAAAAACAUCCUGGUGACCAAAGAGCUACGCUGCUGCAUCGCCGAUUUGGGUCUGGCCGUCACACACUCACAGGCGGACAACCUGUUGGACGUGGGCAACAAUCCCAAAGUGGGCACCAAGCGUUACAUGGCCCCCGAGGUCUUGGAUGAAAGCAUCCAGACGGAGUGCUUCGACGCUUUCAAGCGGGUGGACAUCUGGGCCUUCGGAAUGGUUCUUUGGGAGAUCGCCAGACGCACAUACAGCAACGGUAUCGUAGAAGAAUACAAGCCCCCAUUCUACGACCAGGUGCCAAACGACCCCAGUUUCGAGGACAUGAGAAAGGUGGUGUGCGUAGAGCAGCAGAGACCCUUCGUUCCCAAUCGCUGGUUCUCGGAUCCGACUCUGUCAGCUUUGGUGAAGCUGAUGAAGGAGUGCUGGUAUCAGAACCCUUCCGCUAGGCUGACAGCGCUGCGCAUCAAGAAGACGCUGGAUAAGAUUCACAGCUCACUGGACAAGGUGAAGGACUCGUGAGCAAAGGGGAGCUCGUGAUGUCUUCCUUUUUAAUCCUGUGGUGGCCUUCCAAAGACUUUUAGUACCGACCCGCAAGAAGGAGCGUGGGAAUUGCCGCCACUUCAGCUGCGGCUGCAGACAAUCGACAAUGAAUUCGUCCAAUACUCCACCCCCUCGGAAAAAAAGGGGAAAGAAAAUACGAAGAUUUGCAAGAGGAACACAGAAAGGUUUCACAUGAAUGAGCAUACCAAAUUUUUCGGACUACAGGUCGCACAUGUCUAAAAUGACAAAAAAAUAGCAUAAAAAGAACUCUCACUGGAGUAUACUGUAAUUCACAAUUUUUGAGGUAAAUUAUAUUACAUGAGAGACCAAGAAUGAAAAAGCUGCUUUCAGGCAUAACAUACUAGAAUUUUCGAUCAUUGUCAGCCCCCUCAUUAAAUUGGAUUGGACGUCUAUCUCCGUCAAUGGCAGUGAAAUAUUAUCAGUCAAUACCAGCCUUAACAGUUAAAGCGACACUAACUUUUCAAUCUUUAUGAAACAUUUUCAUACCAUUUGUGGUAGGCCUGAACGAUAUUGGAAAAAACUAUUGUUGCAAUUUUUUUGAGGUUUGCAAUAUAUUGCGAUAUUAUAUUGCGAUAUUAUAUUUUUUUUAAAAAUCUUUUUUAAAGAAAUUUUCACUAGAUGACUUGAAUAGCUGUUUGGAAAUACUUUACUUGACACACCGUGACCACAGUGUAUUCAUAUAAUACCGUUUCAUUUGUGAAUGAUGAAGAUUGCUUUAUGAAGGGAUCCAGGAAGCCAUGUCUGCACAAAAUAGAUCAUUUAUUGAACACAAUAUUUUACACUUCAACAGCAGCAAAUACAUUAAAUGAUAAAUAAAAGAGCAGGUGCAUUAGUCCCCUAAGUUUUUGACAAAAUAUAACAAUAAAUAAAAACUUCUGUAAAAUAACAACAAAGUUGUAAACAUAUUUGAACAAAAAUAUUAAAUAUGACAAAUAAAAGAGUUGUUCACAAACUAUAACAAUAAAUAAAAACCUCAGUAAAACAACAAAGUUGUCAACAUAUUUGAACUUAAAUAUUAAAUCUGACCAAUAAAAGUGCAAGUGCAUUAGUCCCCUGAGCUGUUUACACAAAAUAUUACAAUAUAAAACUGCAAAACGGCAACAAAGUUGUAAAAAUAUUUAAACAAAAAUAUUAAGUGUCAAAACUUUAUGUGCAGCAGUACUAUAUAUAGUUAUUUGAAAAAUACGAUUUACAAUAAAUUUAAAUAUAAAAGAAACAGAAACUCAAUUGAACUUGUAAAUAAUUGACCUGAAUAACUGCAAAUAACUGAUGAAUAACAGAACCAAAUUUCCUGCCUUCCUGAUAGCUGUCACAUGAAUAAAAAGAAGAAAAGACAUUCCUCCAGCUGUGUUAUGUAUUUGUCUGCAUAUCGUCCACCUUCCUUGCUCAGCAAUUCUCAACUGGGUCUCAUAGGUUUUUGGCCAAGACUACUAGUUUAUCCACUAUUGCAGGCUUGAGACAAGAACGUUGGCACGUAACAAUGUUCCCACCUGUACUAAAAAGCCUCUGAUGGGAAGGUCUUAGCAGGAAUGCAUAGAUACCUGCGUUUUAAAUGGUCCCACAUGUUCGACAGAUUACUUCUUGUUGAUGCAACCAUGGCGAGGCAUUGUCGACAGGGCUGUUUUUUGUCCCUUAUAGUCCUUUUUCUUGCCAAAAUACUUCAAAAACUCCUUUUGGAGACGGUCUUGCCUCGUUUCCUUGCUUCAACGUGUUGCUUUCUUGCUUUCACUUUGAGAAUGGCCCCUCCUCCCUCCGCUCUGCUGUUCGGCCCCUCCUCCCUCCACUCUGCUGCCGCGGGGGGAGGGGGAGGAGCCGAUGACUUGCUGGAGGGAAAGAGAAGCUGUGCGCUCUCCUUCCCUCUCCUUCCUCAAAACAAACGUUUGUGGAUUAAAAAAAAUGAAAUGAAAAAACUAUCGCACGUCCUUGCGAUGGGACUAUUGCGCAUGCGCACAUCGCGAUGGCGAUGUUUAAACGAUAUAUCAUUCAGGCCUAAUUUGUGGUAAUGUCGAAUGACACCUCUUUUAAAUUUUGAAGGGAUCUGUAUCGCUUUCACCGGCACUAAUUUAACUUUGAGGAGGGUGGCAGGAACGCUGCACCACCAAAAAAAAAAAACUACAAAUGUGCCGACUGCUUUAUGGCAUAUGUUACUUCCCCCUUUCCCCAUUCAUUAUGAAGACGGAAGUCAACAAGAGAGACAAAAAGUUUUGUCUGAGGAGGGGAAAAAGAGGAUAAAAGGACACUCAAGAAUAAACAUUGGCUGGCUUUCACUCACUGGCGUGACCCCUCACCGAAUUUACCAGCGCUGACGAGUUCAGGUAGGGAGUGAUUAGCCACACGGUUGCUAACAGUCAUAUGCUGUUGUUCAGCCAAAACUGGAUGAAUUACCUCAUUAUUAGUCAUCCUUGACACAGCCACUGGAAACGGAAAUGUCAUUUAAUCCAUCUGCAGGCGACUGGUAGAAGAAGAUUUUAUGACAGUGCACGCUGGUCCUCUUGGGAAAUGCAGUCUUCCUUAAGGCAAAACACUACCGCUUUUGUCCACCGGCGUCGCUAAAAUUUACCAAAACUGAAAAGUUGCCAAGUUACCAUUAUCUAUUUUUAAAUUAAGUACAUUUCUGACAAACAAUUUUUUAAAAGAUUGAAUAUACUAACUUAUUUCUUAAAAUAAGUCUGUUGAGCUUAUUUCUAGUAGAUUUACACUUUCAAACAAAGGUAAGGUGACCAUAUUUUGAUUUCCAAAAAAGAGGCCCAGCCUCGAAAUACUUGAAUUUUUCUUGAAGUUCACUCAAAGAUGCUAAUAUCACUUUAAUAUAUUUAAAGUGUGCCUCCUUCAUCUGGAUAGCAAAAUUCAUAUCUAUGUAAUGCCAUGGUAAAUGGUGUUAUAUAUAUAGCAGGGGUCCCCAAACUAUGGCCCGCCUCCACAUUUGGUGGCCCCUGAACAAUUUUUUUAAAUUUAUUUUUUUUCAAUAGUGUUAUUUAUUUCCUGGCUUUUUUCUGUGAAGAACCUAGAGAGGGUUAUUUGGUUAUUAUCUAUUUAAUUAAUAGUGUUAUUUAUUAUAUUAUAUUUCGGGCUGUCAAACGAUUAAAAUUUUUAAUCAAAUUAAAAAUUAAGUAAUCAUAAUCACAAUUUAAACUGUCUAUAAAAUAUGCCAUAUUUUUCUGUAAAUUAUUGUUGGAAUGGAAAGAUAAGACACAAAACGGAUAUAUGCAUUCAAUAUACUGUACAUAAGUACUGUACUGUAUUUGUUAUAACAAUAAAUCAAGAUGGCAUUCAACAUUAUUAACAUUCUGUUAGAGCGAUCAUGGAUGUUGAAGUUCUUAAAAGAUAAAUGUAAGUACAAGUUAUAGAAAUGUUAUAAUCAAACCUCUCUUAAUGUUUUUGUUUUAAUAAAAUGUGUAAAAUUUUCAAACAAAAAAAAAAACUAGUAGCUCGCCAUUGUUGAUGUCAAUAAUUACAAUAAUAAUUAUGCUCAUGGUGCUGAAACCCAUAAAAUCAGUCGCACCCAAGUGCCAGCAGAGGGUGACAAAACACCAAAAAACACAAGUAACAAAUGGACAUGACACUGUGCUGUCAUUUUAAUCUGUUUGAGCGGGCCAUGUGCGUUAAAUGCGUUAAAUAUUUUAACCUGAUUAAUUUAAAAAAUUAAUUACCGCCCGUUAACGCGAUAAUUUUGACAGCCCUAUAUAUUAUUUUUACUUUAUUUACUUUUGUUCCGUGAAGAAUUCAGAAAGGGUUAUUUGAUUGUGGCUUUCUGAAAAACAAUAAUUUUUUACAUUUAGGCACUCCUGCAAUCGUCACACUUUUUCUGUUAAAAACGGCCCCUCAUCAGAGAAGGACCUCACAGGAAAAAGUUUGGGGACCCCGCCAUAUAGCAUAUAUAACAUACUAUAUGGAAAUAAUUUUUACUCAACAGGUUACUCAACAGGCUUUAUUCUUCCGAACAAAUCAUUAAACAAUAAAAAACCACCCAAAAAAACCUGAAUUAAAUAAUGAUUAAAAAAAUAAUAUAAUGCAGACCCAUGGAAAUGUAGUCCAGUAAAUACACACACACAGUAGGCCAACUGAACAUUUUUUAUAAAUUACAACAGCAUAAACGUCUCUUAGAACUACUCCUUAUUGUAGUCUGUUACUACCUGAUCUCAUGCCAAACUGUCAACCCAGAAGAUGGCGGUAAUGCUCAUGAUACAAGGGGUAAACUGCCAACAAAAAACAAGAACUACUUCUUCUCCCCCUACUAGUAGGAGCCAUGUCAACGCAGGCAGGUGCUGCCCCCCAGCAGCCGGAGGGAUUCUCUUCAAAUUGGUCCCGUGAAAAAUCAUGAAAACCGGACAUUUUCAUGAAUUUAUAAAAACCCGACCGGACGCUACGGAGAGGACGUGAAAAGUGGACUCGUCAGGGCAAAAGAGGACGUUUGGUCACCCUAAACAAAGCAUUAACUGUAGUUUUAAGGAGCUGUAUUUUUGCAGUAUGGAAAAGCACUGUUUUGGUGACUAGCUCCAUCUGGUGUUAAAGCUGAGAAGUGCAACAAUAUUGGCUGUACUCGAGCUUCUUGUGCAGGCUAUACUCAAUGAUAUUUCCAUCAUUUGCUUCGGGCCGCAUACGUCCAAUUCAUUUUGAAUGAGAGGGGUUGACAGCUAUCACUGUCACUGACAGACAAGAAGGCAGUACAGUUUACUAAACUGAGCGUGUCACUCAAAGUCAACUAAAUGGAGGGGGUUACACAACACAAGUUGUUUUUUUUAAUUGAUGCCGUGAAGUUGCCUCUAGAUGUACAGUUACAGGUGAAUGUUUUGUUUGAAACUAAAGAAAAGCAGCUUUUUGUCUUUUUUUUUUUAUUAUAUAUAUAUGUACAAUAAUAAACAAUUACUACACUCAGGAAAUGUCAUUUGUCUGCA